AAGAUAACUAAUAUUUCAUCAUACACCGAGGCUAGUUGUUUGAUACGAAUUAAUUUGUUUUUAGUUUAAGUCGUGACUCUGUCUGGUGUGUUGGUCUGUUCGAACUAACAGCAUAAUGAAUUCGUUAACUCCAUUGCACGCAUUAGCAUCGAAUGCAAACGAUGCUAAUUCCGUCGUAAAAAUUAUCGUUUGUGGUGGUGGAUUAGGCGGUCUAACAUUUGCGCGCUCGUUGUUCUUCCUACGUGAUGCUCAGGUGUCAGCUGGUCAAUCAUUGCCCGAAAUUUCAAUUACAAUAUUAGAGCGCGAUGCGAGCAGUGUCGAAAGAGAAGCUCAAGGCUACUCUCUAUCUCUUCGUGCUGAUAAAAUCGGUGGUGGAAUACAGGCAUUGGAACGCAUCGGUUUACUCGAUGACAUUAGGAAAGGAGCUGCACCAGGACAUCGAUUUGUAAUGGCCAACAAACAGUUUGUUCCAUAUUUAGAAAUACCUCCGGGUAGUACGGUGCCAUCAAAUGAUCCCAACAAAUCACCACUUCCAAUCAAUAUUCGCGUGGCUCGGAAAUUUUUAAGAAAUACUCUACUCGAUUCGCUGCCAGCAGACAGGUGUACAGUUCAAUGGGGAGCUCAUGCAAUCGAGGCAAACGUUUUUUCGAAUGAAAAUGGAAAAGAACAAGUUAGUGUAACUCUAGCCAGUGGCGAGGUGCUCGAAAGUGAUCUGUUGAUUGUUGCUGACGGUGCAAACAGUUCGAUUCGUCGCUAUUUAUUUCCACAUGAACGACUUGAGUUUGCAGGCUGUGUAGCCUAUAUUGCAUCAACAGUUCAUCCAGAUGGUCUUCCGAAACCUUUUGCCGAUGGAGUGGUUUUCGGUAUGAGUGGUGAAGGACAUGCAGUCUUAGUAGCACCAGUUGAUGAGACAAAAAUGUCGUUCAGUGUGAGCUAUAGAAGCGAGAAGAAAAUCGAGAAUGAAUUUCGAGGUGAUAGGAAGCCACUGACUGAUGAAGAAUUGGAACAUUUCCGAACCGUAGCACUCAAACAUACACAAGGGUAUGGAUAUCAAUCAGAAUUGAAGUCAUUUAUAGCGAACGCAGAUCCAAAAACUAUUCGCGUCAUCAAUGCUCAAGAUAUGAAACCACACACUAAUAGUACAACAAAUCCACAAAUCAUUUUAAUUGGUGAUGCAGCACAUGCAGUCAGUCCUUUUGCGGGAAACGGUGCCAAUAUGGCAAUAAUGGAUGGAUUUGAACUUGCCGAGCAAUUGUUGAGCGUAAAACAUGGCAAAGAUUUAGUGGCUGCCGUGAAAAUGUACGACAAACAUUCCAUUGCGCGUUGUAAUCGAACGAGAGGCAUGAGCCACUUCAAUAUUUCAGUCUUACAUUCCAAGGGAUUGAACCACAGGUGCAUGAUAACAUUAUUCAAAUUGCUUGGAAACUUCCUGGUCCGUCCCAAAACUUCCAUCGCUGUUGCGUGUACUGUCGUUUUGGUGCCAGUUGGUCUUAUCACUGGACUUGUUUUGUGGAAUAACAAUAAAUAAGAAAAAAACUUCGAUU
Bradysia coprophila is the source of this 1544-nucleotide messenger RNA. RefSeq lists its product as uncharacterized. Lineage: Eukaryota; Metazoa; Arthropoda; Insecta; Diptera; Sciaridae. Gene Ontology annotation, molecular function: FAD binding. The record is from RefSeq and is a predicted model, not a curated record.